GCCGCUCAGCUUUCAUUGAGUUCAGAAAACUGUUUGCAUACCAAUCUUCCCCCAAACACUGCGUGCGGGUCUAAAUUAGGAUCGCCGAUCUCGUAGUGGUGGAUCUUUUUUCACAGUUGGACGCCGUUGGGCACGUUUCACUCCAGUGGACAUCCCAGCUGAUUCCCCCUUUCCUUUUUUUCUUUUCUUUUCUUUUUGGUUUUGUUUCACCUGAAUACGUAGGUUGCAAUCAGUAGUAGCAGCUCUCAGAAAUAGGCUGUGAGUAACAGCGAAAACAGCGUGUCACAGCCAGAGGUUUCGGCACUGAGCCCAUGAAAACAGGAGAGGAGAGAAAAGCGAGAGAAGUCAUCAGCUUCACCUGAACGAAGACGAGGAACAAGCAGAUACACAUGGGGCAGGGAGAGGCUUCAGCACGGGGGACAACCAUGGAGGGGGACUGUCUCAGCUGCAUCAAGUACCUCAUGUUUGUCUUCAAUUUCCUCAUCUUUCUGGGGGGCUCUUUCCUCCUCGGAGUGGGAGUGUGGGUACUGGUGGACCCCACAGGGUUCAGGGAAAUCGUAGCAACCAACCCCCUGCUAUUCACCGGUGUCUACAUCAUCCUUGGUAUGGGAGGCAUGCUCUUUCUCCUCGGCUUCCUGGGCUGCUGUGGAGCCAUCCGUGAAAACAAGUGUCUGCUCCUCUUUUUCUUCAUGCUCAUCCUCCUGAUCUUCUUAGCAGAGCUGGCUGCUGCCAUCCUAGCCUUCAUAUUCCGGGAGCAUCUGACCAGAGAGUACUUCACCAAAGAGCUGAAGAAACAUUAUCAGGGCUACAAUAACAGCGACGUCUUCACCUCCACAUGGAACGCCAUCAUGACUACAUUUGACUGCUGUGGGGUGAACAGCCCAGAGGAUUUUAAGGAAAGCAUGUUCAGGAUGAUGAACCAAAAUCAUGUGGUGCCAGAAGCCUGCUGCCAGCGUGCCGGUCAGACUGCCGAGUCAGCCUAUACCAGCCAGGAGCAGUGCUUAUCGGGCAAUAUGAUGUUCCGUAAUAAUAAGGGUUGUUACUCUGCAGUAGUUGACUACUUCGAAUUGUACAUCUAUGUGGCUGGAGCCCUGGCCAUAGUGGUGCUAACCAUUGAGCUUUUUGCCAUGGUUUUUGCAAUGUGUCUCUUCAGGGGAAUCCAGUAGAGCUGCUUCAUCCACGAACUUCUUUUUUUUUUUCUCUAAAAAAAAAGAAAAAGGGAAUUCAGGAGAAAAGAAGAAAAAAAUGGACAUUUGUAAAUUUUGUGGAUCUCUUUUUCUAUUGGCUAAUUGGUAGAAAAACAAACUCUUGUACUUCACAGCUGGACUUUUGAGGUACUGGGUGAUUAAAAAUAUACAAACACACACACAGACAUAGAGACACACACAUUGCAUUGAGACUAGACUAGAGAGAAAACUGAUGUUUAAAAAAAAAAAAAAAGAUUUGUGUGCAAAGUCAAAAUGGUAAUUUGUGGACCAGGUCUUGAGCAGAUUGGGUGUAAAGUGGACCGGGGAUGAGGACCAGGUGAAGCCUGAGCAGAAGGCACUGCACUGACUUUUGGAUGAAGAAUAUUUAUAUUAAGUAAAGUUGGCUUGACUGUAAAAAUGAAAAAUGUGUUUCUUGUAAACUCUGGCUGUUAUCCUUUCCCCUUUCAUACUGUAUAAUGUAAUAACCUCCCUUCCUCCACAUGCCUUUUUUACAGCCACACUUCUUCAAUGCU
Molecule: messenger RNA, 1720 nt
Organism: Pelmatolapia mariae (spotted tilapia)
Lineage: Eukaryota; Metazoa; Chordata; Actinopteri; Cichliformes; Cichlidae
Gene: tspan18b
Product: tetraspanin 18b
Exons: 9
Coding region: 390-1166 (258 amino acids)
Cellular component (GO): plasma membrane
Source: RefSeq, a predicted model, not a curated record